Messenger RNA from Chrysochloris asiatica (Cape golden mole), 1839 nucleotides. RefSeq names its product zinc finger protein 319 (gene ZNF319). The transcript has a single exon. The record is from RefSeq and is a predicted model, not a curated record. The coding region runs from base 54 to 1805 and encodes 583 amino acids. Lineage: Eukaryota; Metazoa; Chordata; Mammalia; Afrosoricida; Chrysochloridae.
UAAGUGGGAAACUGAAGCCCUUACUCUCCAAACCCUGUUUCAUCUUUCCAAGUAUGUCAGAAAGCUGGCAGCAACCUCCACAGACGCAGCCGCAGCAGCCGCAGCCGCCGCAGCCGCAGCAGCAUGCUGAGCCACCACCGGCCUUAGCUGAGCACACGCUGCCCACUGGCACGGCUGAGAACCCCUUGGGCUGCGCUGUCUAUGGCAUCCUUCUGCAACCCGACCCAGGCCUGCAACCCCCACAGCAUGCGCCCUUGCAGGCAGCUGGUGAGCCAGGCCCCAAGUGUGGGGUGUGUGGACAUGACCUGGCGCACCUGUCCAGCCCUCAUGAGCACCAGUGCCUGGCCGGCCACGACCGCUCAUUCCAGUGCACACAGUGUCUCAAGAUCUUCCACCAGGCCACCGACCUCCUGGAACAUCAGUGUAUGCAGGCGGAACAGAAGCCUUUUGUCUGCGGCGUCUGCAAGAUGGGCUUCUCGCUGCUCACCUCGCUGGCACAGCACCACAGCGCACACAGCGGUAGCGGGGGCCUGGUAAAAUGUUCCAUCUGCGAGAAGACCUACAAGCCAACAGAGGCGGUUGAGCCAGCGGCCACCACUGCCCCGUCACUGCCCCCACCACCCCCGGCACCUACCGUCACCACUGCUGAACAGACUGACAAGCCUUACAGCUGUCCCAUCUGCCAAAAGCCCUUCAAACACCUGUCUGAGCUCUCGCGGCACGAGCGGAUCCACACUGGCGAGAAGCCGUACAAGUGUACGCUGUGUGACAAGAGCUUCAGCCAGUCGUCACACCUGGUGCAUCACAAGCGCACGCACAGCGCUGAGCGGCCCUACAAGUGCUCGGUCUGCGAGAAGACCUUCAAGCACCGCUCUCACCUGGUGCGUCACAUGUAUGCGCACUCGGGCGAGCACCACCUGUUCCGCUGUAAUGUGUGUGAGCUGCACUUCAAGGAGUCCUCGGAGCUGCUGCAGCAUCCGUGCACGCCAAGCGGGGAGCGGCCUUUCCGCUGCGGCGAGUGCCAGAAGGCCUUCAAGAGGCCAUCGGACCUGCGUCAGCACGAGCGCACACACAGCGCUGAGCGGCCCUUCAAAUGCGACCUGUGCCCCAUGGGCUUCAAGCAACAGUACGCUCUGAUGCGGCACAGGCGCACGCACAAGACUGAGGAACCCUUCAAGUGCGGCCUGUGCGAGAAGGGCUUCGGGCAGCCCAGUCACCUGCUCUACCAUCAGCACGUGCACACUCUGGAGACGCUCUUCAAGUGCCCGGUGUGCCAGAAGGGCUUCGAUCAGUCGGCCGAGCUGCUGCGGCACAAAUGUCUGCCGGGCACGGCCGAGCGACCCUUCAAGUGCCCGGUGUGCAGUAAGGCCUACAAGCGAGCGUCUGCCCUGCAGAAACACCAGCUGGCCCACUGCGCAGCGGCAGAGAAGCCUCUACGCUGCACCCUGUGUGAGCGCCGCUUCUUCUCCUCAUCUGAGUUUGUGCAGCAUCGCUGCGACCCGGCCCGUGAGAAGCCGCUCAAGUGCCUGGACUGCGAGAAGCGUUUCAAAUACGCCUCCGACCUGCAGCGGCACCGGCGGGUGCACACGGGUGAAAAGCCCUACAAGUGCCCCAACUGCGACAAGGCCUUCAAGCAGCGCGAGCACCUCAACAAGCACCAGGGUGUGCACGCACGUGAGCAGCAGUUCAAGUGCGUGUGGUGUGGCGAGCGCUUCCUGGACGUGGCCCUGCUGCAAGAGCACAGUGCACAACACAGCGCUGCUGCCACUGAGGGCACCUACCAGGUGGCUGCUUGCCUGCCCUGAGCCCGCACCCGCGCCGUGGACUCCCACCAGGCCC